AGCGGAAUGAAGGGAAGGGCCAUGGGAGUGAGCGGAGGGACGGCAAGCCUCUUCGAAGUCCUUGAUGGAAAGGAAACGAAAGAUGGCGAAAGAUCCCGCUGGAUCGGCAAAGACAUAUCGCAUGCUGUCGAUGAGGUCGGGUUCUACGAGAAAGCUCAGGCAAUGAAGGACCAGCCGGGCUGGGGAGUGUUGAGUUACACCUUUGAAUCACUCGGAGUUCAAGACCUCCCUUGCACCAGCAGCGAUGGCAGCGAGGACCUCGGAACAAAGAAGCUCCUGAUCCUGCACAACCUCCACCACAGGAUGAAGAAACUGCGCAUGCAGGAUGUCAAGAUCGGGAAGUACACGGCAGAUGCCGACUGGAUGGGAAAGUCGAAGACGGCGGCUUUCAGGAACAACAUCGUGGAUGACAUCACCAACAGCGGGAAAGAAGGAUACCGUUUGGAAGGGUUUGACUCCAUGCCUUCGUCUCUGGAAACGCUUGAUCCCUCCCUUGAGAUGGGCAAGACGAGCUCUCCUGAGAAGGAGAAGAAGAAAAUCAGACGCCUGCAGUUCCAACGGCUCUCGGCAGAGAAGUUCCUCAACUUUCUCCUUGACCUGGCCGACGUGGAAGAGAGAUCGAUUGAGGUCACGCUGUCUCGAGAAGAAUUUGCCGAGGCAGUCUUGCGGAACAUCUUGAAACAGAUGUCAGACCUCUGCAGGUAUUUCGAGCAGGUCCCGGUCCCUCAGAAAUGGAUCGGAUCGUCGGUGGCGCUGGGUUUUGACGUGUUCCAACUCCCGACCAGAGAUGAAUCUGGUCUGAGGGAGAUGAUAAAAGUCAUCGUCAACAUCUUUGAUUGGGGACGUAGCGAGCUCCUUCAGGAGAGUGAGUUCAACGCCCUUAGCCAGAAGGAUCAGCAAGACCGGAGAGAAUUUUGGUCUCAUUACAAAGCUGGGAUAUAUCGUCUGUACUACGAGCUUGCAAGGAUCUAUCAAAACAGAUACACGUCUACGGCAUUGCAACAUCUUCGGAUUGUUGUGAGCGAUUACGACGCGAUGUCCAACGACGACGCGAUUGGAGAAUGCGUGAUCAGCAUGAAGGAGACAGGCGGAAUGAUUGAGGUCCCGCUCGUCACAGGAAAGAAGCUCCUGACCGUGAAAGGCGAGCAGUCCAAGAUCUCGGUCAAGAUCGAGAAGAGAACAUACCCGCCUGUGGCGGGCAAGGGCAGCAGGUUUGCAUCCGGAUGGCUGGUCACGAUUGGAGGCAUCAACGUCAUUCCAAACGAGGACAGGAUGCGUGGGAUGCUCGACUCGUCUGUGAAUCACAGCGAUCCCUUCCUCAUCGUCGAGGCUCUGGAGCAGGCGGACAGCAGCCAGCGCGUGUCUUUCCGUCGGUCUCGGUGCAUCAUGAACAACGAUCGCCCCACUUGGAACGAAGUUUUCGAGUUUCCAGAGGCUCGGUCGGACGCAGAGCUGAACUUCUUCAGGAGCUGCGGAAUUCCUAAGGACCCUUCCUCUCUCUCUGCCGCUGAGAUCAGCAGUUUCUUCCCCCUGAAGAAGGAGGACGUAGCUGAAGGAUUCCGACGAUUUCUCGCUUGCGCGGAUCUCAAGUAUUGAGGGGUCCCAGUCAGCUGAACUGUAUGGAAUCACUAUCUUCCAGCGCAGCCACCGACUGGCCCUGAGAAUGGACUGACCUGUUGCUGGUUCGCUGGGUCCAACUUAAUUUUCCGUAUGUCUAUGGUGAGCUUCAUGUUGUUUUUGUUUUCAUGUUGCGAUAAAGCAUGUCAUGUAUC
Messenger RNA from Guillardia theta CCMP2712, 1772 nucleotides. RefSeq lists its product as hypothetical. Gene Ontology annotation, molecular function: kinase activity. The record is from RefSeq and is a predicted model, not a curated record. Bases 7 to 1596 code for a protein of 529 amino acids. Lineage: Eukaryota; Cryptophyceae; Pyrenomonadales; Geminigeraceae. Gene Ontology annotation, biological process: inositol phosphate biosynthetic process. The transcript has 4 exons.